AUGAUUAAACAACAGCAACCACAGCAACUUAAGGCACAAAGCACCCAGGUCCUUCAGACCAUUACAUACGCCAUAUAUGCAUAUAAUUCAAAGACGGCAGAACAAACGCAAAGGUUGAAAUAUGGAGAUUUGGAGAUAGUAUUGAAAAAUGAACAUUUCGAAUUCGUUUGCAAAGGUGGUGCAGUGAUAUCAAAUAUAAAAGAAAUUUUAUUUAUGAAUUCAAAAAUUAAAGGAAUAACGGAUGAUAUAACAUCAAUUCCACCAGAAGAACAAAGAUAUUACGCAUUAAAUGCAUUUCCUAAAGUUUUGAAGAUUGGAAGAUUUAAUUUAAAUGAGGAAUUCAUAAAAGGUUUCCUAAAUGACAUAAUGAAGAAAGCAGAUAAGGAAUAUGUGGCUAGUGAGUUAAUGAAGAAAGCAGAUAAGGAAUAUGUGGCUAGUGAGUUAAUGAAGAAAGCAGAUAAGGAAUAUGUCAACAGUGAGUUAGACCUUAAAGCGGAUAAGGAAUAUGUGGCUAGUGAGUUAAUGAAGAAGGCAGAUAAGGAAUAUGUGGCUAGUGAGUUAAUGAAGAAAGCAGAUAAGGAAUAUGUUAAUGAAAAAGAUAAUGAAAUUAAAGAAAGGGUUGAAUG
Molecule: messenger RNA, 626 nt
Organism: Trichomonas vaginalis G3
Lineage: Eukaryota; Parabasalia; Trichomonadida; Trichomonadidae
Exons: 1
Source: RefSeq, a predicted model, not a curated record